AGUUCGAAGUCGAAAAGAAUGUCUUCCCUGAGGUCAAACUUGAGGUAAAUCCUGGACGAUUACCUACGCCAACCAUAACUCGUAUACUAACACGUCACAAUAUUUAUUAAGACGAAAGAGUUCAAAAGUUGACUGAGCAAAUAAUGGAGCAAACUGAGUUUAUCAUUUGUUCAAGGUUCGUCGGAUUUUUUUAAUACCUGUUGAGGUACACAUAAUCUCAGUACUGCAAUAAGAGUAGUCAUGUUGAAAGAUUAAACCACUCCCACAACAUUCCCUCAUUCUUUUAUCCCUUAAAUGUAAACCUUAAGUCUGAUAGAAUAGAUUCGCAGAUAUAAGAUACUAGUCAACUCAAUCUACGUUUCAAAGAGACUCACAGGAGAGCUGGAACAAUAGCUGUUUUGGAAACAUUUGUUAUCUACCGCAGAGUGUAAGAGAAAGGAAUUCAAAGAAGCAGAGACCCUGGGGUUUGUUUACACAAACUUGCAUAACGCCAGGGCUACAGRCAAAUAGUAAAUGACUCUGGGAUGACGUCUUGAAGUAGCAGAUUUCGUGUAUAGUGAGCUUGUCGUGGCUGUCGUGUAACCGAAUAGGAACAACUAGCGACAGAUACUUGGUUAAAGAACCGUGACAUCUUACAGCCCAUCAAUCGCAGAUCUGACUUCACAAACUCAGCUCGGCUUUUGAGCUGAAGGCAAUCUUGAAGUGUAGAAAGAUAGUCUAAGACUAGGUUGAAAGCUUCAGUAAAGCAGUAAUCCUUGGAUUUCAAAGCAUGGAUGGCGAGCUCGAGCAGAUGAGCGAUGAAGGGAUGGUCGGGAUGCUGCAUAAUAGCCCAGAGAUAAAAACACUGAAGGAUGUCAGACGGUAUGACAAGAAGACCUUAGUGUGUCCCGGCGGAUGCGAAGCGCAGCUACUAUUGAGUGAAAUAGCGGGGCACGAAUGUGUAGAGUAUCUAAAGAACGAGUUGAAAAGAAUGGACGAAAAUUUCAACGAAUUGGAGAGUAGAGUGGCGGAGAUGGUUGCAAUGGAAGCUUACUACAAGGAGAAACUUUCCUCGUUGGAAAAUAAAAUCGAAGAAAUGACGGAAGAAAUGAAGGUGCUUCUGCUGGAGAGGACUCGCCGGGAUGAGAUUUUCAGCAGUAAAGAAACCUUUUAUAAAGAGCAAACUGCAGCUUUGAAGGAACAAGUGGCAAAACUUGAAAAACGACGUCAAGAAGGAAGAUCACAGUCAUUGAAGAGGCCUUCAGGUGACGACCAAGAUGAGGCAGAAUAUGACAUCCAGCGCGUGGAGAGAGAGUGGGCCUUGCGCUACGAUAAAUUACUGGCCGAGAAGAUUACUAUGGAAACUUUAUAUCAAAGAAAAGAUAGAGAAUAUCGACAAGAAAUGAGUGCGAUGAAGCAAGAGGUUUACGCACUUCGCGAUAGCCUUCGCCUGGAACGCGAAGUCAUGGCUUUAGAGUACGAUCAAGCAAACUUUGAGAAGCUGCAAAGUUUGAUUGACCAGUUGGAAGAACUUGUGCGGCAAAAGAGAAUCGAUACUCAAAAAUUCGACAAUGCUGAAGUCGGUGAAAAGGAUCGGUUGUAUCCGAACCAUAGYGAGGAGGAAUACGUGAAUGAGAGAGAUGAUGAGUUAGGCGAAAUUCGUGAUAUUAAUGCCAAUCACGCAAAGAAAAGACCACCAGACUCUGUGGGAAGCUUAGAAUCUGAAGAAGAGCUUAUUAUAGAAUCUAAUUGAAUWACUGAGGACUUUCUUUUGCGAACAGAUUUGCAAAGAAAUCACUAACGAAUUCCUAUCUAGGGUAGUGAACUGCAAGGGUCAACAAACACGGACGGAGUAUAUACGUAUGUGUUCAUUCCAUUUGUACAAAUCAGAUCGCCAGCAGAAUCCAUCUCGAGAUAUUCAAAAUAUAACAAUAUCUUGGAUUCCUCGAA
Messenger RNA from Actinia tenebrosa (Australian red waratah sea anemone), 1929 nucleotides. RefSeq lists its product as uncharacterized. The record is from RefSeq and is a predicted model, not a curated record. NCBI's taxonomy places the organism in Eukaryota, Metazoa, Cnidaria, Anthozoa, Actiniaria, Actiniidae.